This is a messenger RNA of Adineta steineri, 906 nucleotides long. The record is from the annotation of a GenBank genome assembly. Lineage: Eukaryota; Metazoa; Rotifera; Eurotatoria; Adinetida; Adinetidae.
AUGACAUCUUUUAUUGAUAGUCUUGCAGCUAGUGAAAAAGCAGUAAUUGUUAUUGAUAUUGGACAAGCUUAUACAAAAUUUGGUUUUGCGGGAAGUUCUUCACCUCAUCAUAUUAUUCCAACUCGUAUAAUAAUCGAUGGAAAAACAAAAUCUGUCUUUGAAUAUAAUUCUAAUUCAAUGAUGUCGCAUGAUGAUCGUCUCACUGAAUUAAUUCGGUUAAUAUUUUAUAAAUAUAGUCUGAUUAAUUGUCGAGAUCGACGUAUUGUAAUUGUUGAAUCAGUAAUUACACCUACACGUAUUCGACAUUUAUUAGCCGAUAUUUUAUUAAAACAAUUUGAAGCAAUAUCUUUAGUAUUUAUACCAUCACAUUUAAGUGCAACAUGUACAUCAGGUCGAAACACAGCACUUGUUCUUGAUGUUGGCUAUAAAGAAACUCAAAUCAUGCCUGUUGCUGAAGGUAUACCAUUGGCAAUACAAUUUGAUAGUUUAUCUUGUGCUGGUCAAGCUAUUCAUAAAGAAUUUGCAUGUGAAAUACUUUUUGAAGAAAAUAUUGAUGGAAAAUCAAUUGUAACAUUGAUACUUGAUACUUUACUUCAAGCGCCAAUUGAUCUUCGACAACAAUUAGCUGAUAAUAUUUUAAUUAUUGGAGGUACAGCAAUAAUGCCAGGUUUUCUACAUCGAUUCAAUGCUGAAUUAAAUUAUUUAAUUAAUCAAUCACCUUAUAUUAAUCGAUUAGCUAUCAAACAAUUCAAAUUUCAUUCUCCACCUGGUCAAUUAAAUUAUAUCGCUUGGUUAGGAGGAUCAAUUUUUGGCGCACUAGAUACAUUAGAAGAUCAAUCAAUUACACGUAGUAAAUAUUUGGAGAAUGGAAUUGUACCGGAUUGGUUUACAGGCGAAUCUAUAUGA